Messenger RNA from Trichomonas vaginalis G3, 414 nucleotides. RefSeq names its product transmembrane protein family. The transcript has a single exon. NCBI's taxonomy places the organism in Eukaryota, Parabasalia, Trichomonadida, Trichomonadidae. The record is from RefSeq and is a predicted model, not a curated record. Bases 1 to 414 code for a protein of 137 amino acids.
AUGGGAAAAGAGCUUCCUCACCUAAAAUUUUAUGCUACAAGGUGCACUUUACUCGCAGUACAUGCUCUUGCCUGGUCUUUUCUAUGGCAAUCAGUUCCUGAAUUCAGGCAAACAUCACAGCUUCCUGAUGACGUUGUUGAUCGCAGAUUAAAAGAUGUGAUUAUCACUGGCAGUGUAUUUCUUGCACUUACUGCUGUAAUGACAUUAACAGGAUUAACAUUACACUCAAUUAGCUUUCACUUUUUAUUCAUUGCAUUUCAUGCCCUCGGAACUUUCUUAACUGCAAUAUCAAUUCUCAAUUAUUGGGAUGUACUGCUUCUAUGGAUACCGUGUUCUAUUACAUGCAUUUUCCCUUUUGUUAUUGAAUUGAUUUAUGCAAUUCUAACAUGCGCUGGCCUUAAUCAGCACUUCUAA